Messenger RNA from Dunckerocampus dactyliophorus (ringed pipefish), 935 nucleotides. RefSeq lists its product as uncharacterized. The record is from RefSeq and is a predicted model, not a curated record. NCBI's taxonomy places the organism in Eukaryota, Metazoa, Chordata, Actinopteri, Syngnathiformes, Syngnathidae. Bases 58 to 714 code for a protein of 218 amino acids. Gene Ontology annotation, molecular function: protein binding. The transcript is spliced from 5 exons.
UCCCUCACAACACCUCCCACUCGUACCCGGCUGCCAUCACAGCACACCGACGGAACCAUGCCCGUGCCCAAGAAAGCAGGAAGACAAAACAACGCAGCAGCUAAAGAGAAGCUGCCCCCCUACGAGCCCAACAUCCCUGAACCCACCACCAGGGCCGACUUUGUCAAACACUGGAUGCCGCUUUCGCUGGACGACAAAACCGCACAGAAGCUGCUGUGGAUCUCAGAGGGCGGAGCUAAGGUGGCUCGCACCUCCGACGCCGUGUGUCCGUACCCCAACAGGCCGGAGAGAUAUGAACACUCGCCACAGGUCCUGUGCAAGGAGGGUCUCCUGGGCUCCCGCGGCUACUGGGAGGUAGACUUCGACGGCUGGGUAGUGGUCGGCGUGGUGGCGGAGAGCGCGCCCAGGAGGGGCCAGGACGGCCCCUGCGGACUGGGGGAGAACAGCAGCUCCUGGGGGGUGGGCUGGUCCGGUUCCUGCUACCAGGUGUGGCACAACGGCGAAAACGUGGACGUCGGCCUGCCCCUGUGCCCCACCUUGGGGGUCUACGUGGACCAGCCAGCCGGCAUCGUCAAGUUCCUGCUGGUGGAGGGCGAGGGCGACAAGGAGGUGCGGCUCAUUCACAAGUUCAAGAUCAGCGUGCAGGAGAAGCUCCUCCCCGCCAUGUGGGUGGGCACAAACUCCUUCUGCCUUAUAAGGAAGAAGGAUCAGUGACUCCUCCGAGGGCUGGAAGCGGGGAGAAGUGUACAGUUAAGGUAGAAUGACGCCUAUUAUGUUUUAUUAUACUUUUGUGUAUCUAAGUGUUUUUUUUAGAAUUAGGCAAAGUCUUUCAACAGUUGACUUUGCAUCUUUGCUUGUCAAUCUUUGUAACCUGCAUCUUUCUGUGUGCACAAUAAAGCCAACCAUUGUGUAAAACUACGCCCUCUGGCGGCAGC